AUGAUGAAGAAAAUUUUGUCUAUAUUCCAACCCUGGCCCGCCCGAUCAUCGGUUGUUUGUCUGUACUUUGUGGUCGUUGGGACCGCCUAUGUCCACGUCCACGAUCGCCGUGUUGUUUCGAAUCCAAGCAGCCCUGACCAUGACCCUGACCCUGAACCCCUCUUCCCUCUUCCCUCUUCCCUCUUCCUCCCCCACUCCCAUCUUUACAGGGAAAGCCGCCAGGAACACACCCUAUCCGUGAUGAUUGAUCACGAGAAGCGAGGCGAUCCAGGCGAAGAACGGCUGGCUAAACCCGAGCCUAUGCGCUCUUGGCUUCGUAUCAGAGCUCCAUCCUCCAUAAACCACGUUCUCGUCUUCGAAUCUCCUCACACGACCUCAUACGGCUCAUACCCGACUCCCACGACUAUACCAACAGACAGCGCAUUACUCAUCCAGUCACCUGUCUCUAUCACCACCUGCAUCCAUUGUCACCGACUCGUCAACACCGCAACUGCUACUUCUACUGCUACUGCUACAGUCUUCUUUACUACCGCUUCUCCCUCACCGCUCACGGGCAUCUCGUCGUUCUUGUCCUUUGCCACCACAACCGCCAUCACCACGCUCACAUCGCCUGCCAGUGUAUACCUGCUCACGUCGGACAUCGAUCUGCCUCUAGAUCCGCACACCGCGUUCUGUGAAUCGCUUUCGUGCUGGACCUCUCCCGUCUAG
Dissoconium aciculare CBS 342.82 is the source of this 708-nucleotide messenger RNA. RefSeq lists its product as uncharacterized. The transcript is spliced from 3 exons. The record is from RefSeq and is a predicted model, not a curated record. The coding region runs from base 1 to 708 and encodes 235 amino acids. NCBI's taxonomy places the organism in Eukaryota, Fungi, Ascomycota, Dothideomycetes, Mycosphaerellales, Dissoconiaceae.